Closterium sp. Naga37s-1 is the source of this 1896-nucleotide messenger RNA. The record is from the annotation of a GenBank genome assembly. NCBI's taxonomy places the organism in Eukaryota, Viridiplantae, Streptophyta, Zygnematophyceae, Desmidiales, Closteriaceae.
AUGCGUCGCACGCGCCGCCAGAUCCGGCAGGUGGUGAUAGAGAGGGAGGAGGAUGAGGAGCAGCAGAGCACGUCGGAGGAGGAAGAGGAAGAGGAGGAGGAAUAUGUCGAGGUGCCACGUUCGGCGUCGAACGGGGUUCGUUCAAAGGAAGGAACUAACGGCCGCGCUCGUGGCGGUAGUAGGUCCGACGAAUCUGAGGAUGAGGAGGAGGAGGGCGACGACGAGGAGGAAGAUGCGGUUCCGGGGAAGGCGGAACGACGUGGCGGUCGCAGCAGAGGCGGCGGGGGUGCGGCGGAAGGGGCGUCGGCGCAUGGCAUGGCGGGGGAAGAAGCGGAGGAGGCGGAAGGAGGGGGGGGCAGGAAAGGGAAAUCGUCGCGGAUCAAGCUGAAUCUCAAGAGCAAGGCUUCUGGCGUGUGCAGGGUACGUGGAGGGUACGUGGAGAGUGCGUGGAGAGUGUGUGGCAGCAAGGGCCACGAGGCUGGUUUCGUUGGCUCUGUCUACGUUGACUGUCCCAACCGCCCCUGCUUCCUCUGCAAGCUGCCAGGGCACACGACGGCCACGUGUCCGCACCGUGUGGGAGCAGAUGGAGGCAGUGUGGCAGUGCAGGGCGGGCGCACACACGAGGGGGUGCUACACACCGUGCAGCAGCGCCAGAUUACGGGCAUGCUGCCACGGGUGGCGCGGCACAGGAGGGUGCUGCCGAGUGUGGUGGAGGCGGCGGUGAUAGCGCUGCACAUGAGGCGCAUCACAGUGCUGGAGUUCCAUGCUGUCCGGGACGACGUGCUGCUGUCCGGAGACAAGAGGGGGCACAUAGGGCUGUGGAACUACGAGAGGGAGAGGGACACAACAGUGCAUCAGAGCGCGCACCAGUACCAGAUCAGCGCUCUCAGGCACCGCCCAACGUGUGAUGAGGUGGUGCUAUCCUCGUCACUGGACGGCAAGGUGUGCCGGGUGGACAUAGAAACAGGCCAGGCCACCGUGCUGGCGAAUCUCAACCCGCUGGGCUGGCAGGGCGACGAGCGCACCUGGGGGAGCUUCUAUGCCAUGGACGCCCCUGCACGUGACGGCGGUGCUCUGGUGGUCGCUGGGGAUAACUUCGGGUGCAUUCACUUGCUGGACGAGCGGGUGGAGGAGCGGGUAGCAGCGGGUGUGGCGGGGUGCCAUGCAACGCGCACCAAGGUGGUGUCGCUGCAUCUCAAUCCCGCUGACCCGCACCUGCUGCUCUCUGCUGGCUCCGACCACUGGAUGCAUCUAUGGGAUGUGAGACAGCUGUCUCCACAGCACCGCAUUGCCUCCAUGCAGCACCCACGUGUGGUCAACAGUGCUUACUUCUCUCCUAUCACAGGAACUCGGAUCCUGAGCACGUGUCAGGACAACAGGUUGCGGGUGUGGGACAGUGUGUUCUGCGACUUGAAGCAGCCCAGCACCACCAUCGUGCACUCCCACGACUUCAACCGCUACCUCUCGCCCUUCAAGGCCCACUGGGACCCCAAGGACGAUGCAGAGCGCGUGGUGGUGUGUGGGCGGUACAUAAGCGACGACUACAAUGGAGUGGCGUUGCACCCCAUUGACUUCCUGGACGCCUCCUCGGGUGCUCUGCUGGGCUCGGCCGUGGAUCCCCACCUCACCACCAUCUCGCCCGUCAACCUGCCACACCCCCGCUGCGACCUCCUCGCUACCGGCAGCUCCAGAUCUAUCUACCUGUGGACAGUACCUGAAGAUGCGGAGGAGGGCGAAGGGGAGGCAACCGGGGAAGCAUCUCAGCAAGGAUAUGGGGGCACGGGGAGAGCAGGGCAGCAGCAAGCAGCGUCUUCUUCGUUUGGCAACAGAGGCACGAUUCGCAUUCCUAUGCGGGGGGAGGAGGAGGGAGGGGAGAUACCAUGCCUGAGAGUGUAA